AUGGAAGCACCAAGCAGAAGGAGGGAAAAGGCCCAUCCUCCUCAGAAGCUGGAGAGGAAGACGGUGGAGAAGAAAAGAAGGGCACUCAUGAAGUCUCUCUUCUCCAAGCUGGACUCUCUCCUGCCCCCCUCCAAGGUACUUGCCCAACCUUCAGAAUCCCACGGCGACCACUCUCUUCUUCCAUCACAGUCCCAUCCAUACUAGAGAGAUAAACUCUCUCUCUCUUUCUCUGAUGCGCAGCGAGGGGCUGUGGGGCAGUCCGACCGCUUGGACGACGCCUGCAGCUACAUAAGAGAGACGAGAGAGAGGCUGGCAAAGAUGGAGGAGAGGAGGGAAGCCAUGGUCAACGCCAACGCCGGUUGCGGGACCCCUACGGCGGGCGGCACCGCAUCAGGCCCGGCGGCGCUCCCCCACUUGGAAGUCAGAGACCUGGGCUCGGGCGUGGAGGUGGUUCUCGUCAGCAGGCGGGCUGAUCAGCCGGUUUUCUUCGAGAUCCUGCGGGUGAUGGAGGAGGAAGGAGCCGAGGUGGUCAACGCGGGCUUCGCCGUGGCCGGCGGCGCCGCCUUCCACAGCUUCCACUCCCUGGUAAGUCCCUCUCUUGCCCCCCAUAGAGACGGUGCAAGAAGAAACGGGCCUCAGUCACUCGCUAAAAUCGUGCAGGUUUCGGAGAACGGGAGCAGCCAUGGCGAUCCCCUGCGAGUGGCGGAGAGGUUGAAGGAGGUUGUCCGAGAGCUAGCCGGGGGCGCUUGA
This is a messenger RNA of Spirodela intermedia, 750 nucleotides long. NCBI's taxonomy places the organism in Eukaryota, Viridiplantae, Streptophyta, Magnoliopsida, Alismatales, Araceae. The record is from the annotation of a GenBank genome assembly.